Messenger RNA from Linum tenue, 282 nucleotides. NCBI's taxonomy places the organism in Eukaryota, Viridiplantae, Streptophyta, Magnoliopsida, Malpighiales, Linaceae. The record is from the annotation of a GenBank genome assembly.
AUGGUUUGUCGUGUUGUGUUCUUUUUAUGGCCGACGGAGGUUGUAAGUUCUGAUUGUGGAGACGCAAAACCAUGGCCUCGUUGCAGAUUCCUGAGCCAUCGAUCCCUAUUUGAAUAUGCUUUGCUUCACAAGAAAACACAGCUGACAUUUGUAUUAAUCUUUGGCCAUGGAACAACUUUUCAGUUUGCUGGCUUGCCUUGUUACUAUUACCCAUUCGGCUGUGUUCUUAGCAUCGUAGAAACCCAGAAUCUUAUAUUCCCACACCUGAACAAUCCAUCGGUA